AUGGCCACCCCGCGCAGGCCGAGCCCCCGCGCCGCCCCGCGCCGCCCUCACCUGCCCCGCGCCGCACCACGGCCGCCCGCGCAGGCCGAGCCCCCGCGCCGCCCCGCGCCAUGGCCGCCCCGCGUCGCCCCGCGCCGCCCUCACCCGCCCCGCGCCGCGCCAUGGCCGCCCUGCGCCGCGCCGUGCCGCGCAGGCCGAGCUCCGCGCCGCCCCGCGCCGCCCUCACCCGCCCCGCGCCGCGCCAUGGCUGCCCCGCGCCGUGCCGGCCGAGCCCCCGGCCGCCCUCACCCGCCCCGCGCCGCGCAAGCCGAGCCCCUGGCCGCCCGCGCCGUGCCGCGCCUCGACGCCGCCCCGUGCCGCCUCUCCAUGGCCGCGCCUCCGGCUCCCGUUGGCCGCGGCCCGCGCCGCCCUCACCCGCCCCGCGCCGCGCCAUGGCCGCCCCGCGCCGUGCCGGCCGAGCCCCCGGCCGCCCUCACCCGCCCCGCGCCGCGCAAGCGGAGCCCUCGGCCGCCCCGCGCCGUGCCGCGCCUCGACGCCGCCCCGUGCCGCCUCUCCAUGGCCGCGCCUCCGGCUCCCGUUGGCCGCGCCUCGCCGCCGCCCCAUCGCCGGAGCAGAGGCUCGCGCGCCGCGCCGCGCCACAUAGUUGCGUAG
Lolium perenne is the source of this 651-nucleotide messenger RNA. NCBI's taxonomy places the organism in Eukaryota, Viridiplantae, Streptophyta, Magnoliopsida, Poales, Poaceae. The record is from RefSeq and is a predicted model, not a curated record.